AUGAAUACAACUACUACAGUAAGUUGGGCUGAAUCUGCAAACGAGCAAGAAAAACUUUUAAACAAGAUUUCUAACGUUGCGCUCAAAGAUCAAACCAGUAAUGAUGCAAAAGAAAAUAAAGAGAAUUCGAAUAAAGUACCUGAAGAAGAAUCUCCUGAUGUAAUAUCUGCUGCUGAAAAAUCAUUUUUGCAAAAAAUAAUUAGAAAAGGAUUGGUAGAGAAUAAAAAUGAUAUAGAGGUACAGAGGAAGGAUCCAAACUCUCCAUUGUAUUCUGUUAAAUCGUUUGAAGAAUUACAUUUAAAGCCUGAAUUGCUUAAAGGCUUGUACACAAUGGGUUUUAAUACGCCUUCAAAGAUACAGGAAACAACAUUACCAUCUCUUUUGGCAGAUCCUCCAAUUAAUUUAAUAGCUCAAUCUCAAAGUGGUACUGGAAAAACGGCAGCAUUUACAUUGGCAAUGUUAAGCAGAGUAGAUGCGACUAAAAAUUACCCUCAAGUACUUUGUCUGAGUCCGACAUAUGAGUUAGCCAUUCAAACAGGUCAAGUCGCUUCAAAAAUGGGAGCAUUUUGUCCAGAUAUAUUGAUAAGAUAUGCAGUUAGAGGAGAAGAAGUUCCUAGGGGUACUAAAUUAAAAGAACACAUUAUUAUCGGAACACCUGGUAAAGUUUUGGAUUGGGGAUUAAAAUAUAAAUUUUUCGACAUGUCCAAAAUCAAAGUGUUUGUCCUAGACGAAGCCGACCUCAUGAUUUCUACUCAAGGUCAUCAAGAUCAAGUACUCAGGAUAAGAAAAUUUUUGGGAGAAAAAUGUCAAAUGAUGUUGUUUUCAGCGACUUACGAACAGGAAGUUGUUGAAUUUGCCGAAGGAAUAUUUUUAAAUCCAAUGAUUUUAAGUUUGAAAAGGGAAGAAGAAAGUUUAGAUAAUAUAAAACAAUAUUAUGUUAUGUGUAAUAGCGAAAAGGAUAAAUAUCAAGCUAUAAUUAACAUAUACGGAGUUGUUACCAUAGGGCAAGCGAUGAUAUUUUGUCAGACUAGAAAAACGGCGAGUUGGUUAGCCGAACAUAUGUCCAAGGAUGGUCAUGCUGUUGCCAUGCUGUCGGGUGAAUUAACUGUUGAACAAAGAAUAGCCGUAUUAAAUAGGUUUAGAGAUGGAAAAGAAAAGGUUCUCAUAACGACAAACGUUUUAUCAAGAGGUAUUGAUAUCGAACAAGUUACGAUCGUCGUUAAUUUCGAUUUGCCGAGAGAUCCCAACGGGAAACCAGAUUACGAAACUUAUUUGCAUCGAAUCGGUCGUACGGGAAGAUUUGGAAAAGCCGGAUUAGCAAUUAAUUUGAUACAGGAUCAAAGCGACAUGGAAGUAUUAAAAUCAAUCGAAAAUCAUUUUCAAAAAAAAAUUACUUUACUCGAUACGGAAGAUGCAGACGAAAUAGAAAAAUUACAAGAUUGA
Molecule: messenger RNA, 1443 nt
Organism: Pediculus humanus corporis (human body louse)
Lineage: Eukaryota; Metazoa; Arthropoda; Insecta; Psocodea; Pediculidae
Product: ATP-dependent RNA helicase DDX19B, putative
Exons: 7
Coding region: 1-1443 (480 amino acids)
Biological process (GO): poly(A)+ mRNA export from nucleus
Cellular component (GO): cytoplasmic stress granule; nucleus
Molecular function (GO): ATP binding; RNA binding; RNA helicase activity
Source: RefSeq, a predicted model, not a curated record